Molecule: messenger RNA, 1033 nt
Organism: Histoplasma capsulatum G186AR
Lineage: Eukaryota; Fungi; Ascomycota; Eurotiomycetes; Onygenales; Ajellomycetaceae
Product: class II Aldolase and Adducin N-terminal domain-containing protein
Exons: 3
Coding region: 1-723 (240 amino acids)
Cellular component (GO): cytoplasm
Molecular function (GO): metal ion binding; methylthioribulose 1-phosphate dehydratase activity
Source: RefSeq, a predicted model, not a curated record
AUGGCAGCCAUCAAGGACGAAAACAACGACCAUCUCGUGCAAUCCGAUAAUCCUGAGCAUCCUUCUAACCUAAUUCCGGCUCUCUGCCGUAAUUUCUACAGCCAUGGCUGGGUCACUGGCACUGGAGGCGGGGCAUCCAUCAAACGGGAUAACCACAUUUUCAUUGCUCCUUCUGGUGUCCAGAAGGAAUUGAUCCAACCCCACGACAUCUUCGUCUUGCAAUAUCCCACCCCCAAAUACCCUCCGUCAGCGCGCCAAUAUAUCCGCAAACCAGUCGAACUCAAACCAUCCGCCUGCACGCCCCUCUUCCUGGCUGCUUUCGACCGUGGUGCGGGGUGCUGCAUCCAUACCCAUUCCCAAUGGGCGGUCCUCGUAACCCUCCUUGUCGAGCGUGAGAAGGGACCGGAGGGUUGCUUUGAGAUUAGCAACAUUGAGCAGAUUAAGGGAAUACCUAGAGGCAAGGGAAAAGGCAUGCUGGGGUUCUUUGAUACGUUGAAGAUACCUAUCAUUGAGAAUACGGCGUUUGAAGAGGAUCUGACAUCUAGCCUCGAGGAGGCUAUGGAGAAGUAUCCGGAUACAUAUGCCGUUCUUGUCCGGAGGCAUGGAAUAUAUGUCUGGGGAGAUGAUGUCGCGAAAGCCAAGACGCAAUGCGAGAGCUUAGAUUAUCUCUUCCAGCUGGCGGUCGAAAUGCAUAAGCUUGGCUUGCCCUGGGUGAAAUCGUGAUAUGAUCUGUUAACUAGACCUGCUUCAUGGCCUACAUGCGCCACGGCAAUUUUCUCACGUACAGCGACGUGCAGGGCGGCCUUCACCAGAGUUAAUGAUAUUGAACCUGAUGGAUGAUUUUAUGGCAUCUCUUGCUUUAGGGGAAAACAGGUUUUUGACGAUGGCCGAAUUUCCACUUCUGACGCUUUAGUUGUAAUGGCUGGUUAACUAGAGGUUGUCUUCAACAUAAACCUCUCUAGAUCGGACUGGUUUCGGGUUCAUACAAAGAUUAGAUUAAACUACAAUGAAUUUUAGGACAAGUUCUAACAUC